GUACAAAAGUUGGAGUUUCUUUUAGCUGAUGCACUGAAUAAGAAGUGCGACACUAUUUUUACAUGUGGUGGAGUGCAGUCAAAUCACUGUAGAGCCACUGCAGUAGCAGCAAGACAGCUUGGUUUGGACUGUUAUUUGUUUCUUAGAAGCUCUGAACAGGUCAGCUACAUUGUAUAAUUAUUUUCUUGCAAAAAUAAUAUGCAUGUACAAAAACAACACCUUUUUACAUCAGUCAGUCGCCGUAACUUGAUGCCCUUGCUGAGCCUAUCCACAUUAGCUCACAGUGAUAUAUAUUGCUAUGGGAACCAGAAAAACAUCCCUGGAGCAAGGGCAGAGAACCAACAACAAACUCAAUGCAAUGUUUGGUUUCACUUCCACAAUAUUCAAACCUGGGGUACAUUAAUAAUUGUUUGGAUGUGCAUGCAUGCUCUAACUCUUGCGCUAUUCCACCACCCUUGUGCUGCCAUUUUGAAUCCUACAUUAAAUUUAUUAAAAGGUUUAUAAGUUCUUAUUCCUCUACACAGUAGCUACCUCAGAACUACUGGUAUACACAAUAACAGUGUACUGCACUAAUCAAUAUGUUGCCUUGUGUCGUUUGAAUUUAUUUUUUGUUAUGUGUGUCACCAGGCACAAAUAUUCUAACACAGUCAACUAGCUGGAGCACACUUUUAGAAACCUCUGUAAAAAAAAACACCUACUGUUGUUGGCUAAUUCCGUUGCUGGUUUUAGCAAUUUUCUGCAACUAGCUUCCCUCAAUGUGACAGACACCUUUCUACAUGUACAAGUCCCGAAAGUUGGUCCUGAUUCCCACCAUGUCUAUCUUAAAGAGAGUUGAUUGAAUUUCAAUUUCUGUUAACGUUUGAACUAAGCACCCUCUUGGAAGCACACUGUAGAGCAUUUUGUUGAUUCCUGUUCAUGUUGAUGCAGUCUACAGAUAUUGGAUGUAAAGGAAAUCUUUUUCUAAACAAAAUGGUUGGAAGCCAUAUUAUUGUUGUUCCAAAACUUCAAUGUAAAUCAGGCCUUAAACAAAUGAUGGAGAAAAUGGCAGAAAAAUUGUAAGUGGCUAUUAUGACUUAAAAAGAGACUACAGAAACCUUUUUUAUAGCUGGAACAUUCUUAGUGGUAUACAUUGUAUGAUGGGACUUCUGGCAAAAUAUCAGGAAACCCUACACUUGUAUUGGCCACCUACAAAUUGUAAACUUAAGGUUCUUUGUCCCUCCUCAUCAAAAGAAAUUUGAUUUCUAAUUUUUCUUUUUGCUUCUAUUAUUAAGUACACUGAAGCCAGUGAAUAUUUUUUCAUACUCAUUGAAUAAUAAUACCUGUCUAUAAUUACAUGUAACUGAUUUUAGAAUAUUGCUGGCCAACUCAAAAUGUCCUUAAAGGCCAAACCGUAUAGUAGUUUCAGUGCUGUAUUAAUUGUUAGUCUCAUUUAUUUUAUCAGGAAGCAACAGGGAUCCUCAGCAUAUUUGAUAGAGAUAGGUGGUUCGUCUUACACAGGGAUGUUUGGUUACUUGACUGCGUUUCAAGAGAUGAUACAACAGGUACAAGUUAUUUGUAUGGAAUGGGUUAUGUAACAUGCAUUUUGUAUGUCCAAAAAAAAUUCAGGUUAAUAAUUUUUUUUUAACCUGGGUAGAAUUAUUUCCUUUGUCUCCUUACCCUACAUGUAAUUAUUCAUGAACUGGGCUUAAUAGGAGGCAAAGGAAAUUGAGCAAAGUAAGUUAAAAAAACUGAAUUUAUUUUUGCCCAUAACACAUGACAUGUAUCUAUUCAAAAAGUGAUUUCUAAGGUCCAGUAAGUGACUUUUUAUCUCAAUAUUAUUUUCAAUUUCUCCCUUUAUAUUUUUCAAGCAAACAAAACAAAGGUAAUUUGUAUAGGUAAUAGCAUGAUUUGUAGUGAUAUUUGGCAUAAAUACUGUAACUGCUGGUAUCCCGACCAGCGGGCUUACCCCCUUGUUUAUGAGGAGCAUGCGCACGGGGCCUCGGCAUUGGCGGGCACGAGGCCACCGUGAAAUAAUCUGAAGUUUUCACUAAGGUUUUCUUCAAGUUUCCCAAGUGUUUUGUAAGUCGUUUGUUUCAGUUUUUCUUUGUCGUGCUACGGAUUUCUAAAGCUUUCUAACGGGUGUUUGUGAUGAUACUUGUGAGUUGAUUCAGCCUCGUGUAUAAUUAAACGUUUUGUUGUUAUGUUCAUCGCCACGGCUAUCAUGUGCCGCCAGUCACAGCCACAGUUAUUUCACGACCUCAUGGACUUUAUGGAUUUAAAAGGAUAGUUACGGUGGUGCUUCUAUUUAUCUAUAGUUUUUAUCUGGUUUUACGGUUCUGGGGAUAUUUACGGUCAUGGAAGGUGAAGGCAAGGAAUUUGCGGCUUAUUUUGAGAAUGACAAUUUGCUGAGAUUGCAAGUUUCGCGUUCGCACUCUCCAACAAUGGAUGCGGAACUGUUUCGUGUUAUAUCGCCGCUUCACACUCAGCCAAAGGAUGCAGCAUCAGAAACGGGACUUCCUAAUUCAGUAAAGGUUCAAGGUUCGCUGAACAUGGAAGCAAAAUCGACGGUAAGUGAUGCUGAAGCGCUAGGAGUGGGCAAAAGGAGAAAAAUUCCAACGGAUAAAGGCAAACAACACGAGUUACAAAGGUUAAAGGAUCAUAGAACUGUGGCGUUACGUCACGUAACUAGACAGAUAAACAAAAUGAAACCGCUACUUGCUGAUCUUAUGAAUUAUGAAUUUGUGUCAGUUGAAAUGGAAGGUCUUAACAAUUUGCUUGUUAAACUGCAAGAUGCUCAGAAUAAUUGUGUUGACGCGUUAGAAGAUGAAACUGUUAUUGUUAAUGCCAAUUCAUGGUACGAUGCUCACGAUGGAGAUGUCUUUAAAUUUAAACAGUCUGUCAUUGAAUAUUUGUCCCAGGCGAAAAGGCAUCAGUCUAAUGAAGUAAACUCUGUUAUCUCUAGUGGGUCUCAUCGCACAAGAAAGUCAAAUCACUCUAAACGGUCCACCUCAUCUUCAAUUUCAUCUAAAGCUAAGUUGAUAGAAGCAAAAACUAAGGUUGCAGCAUUGGAAAUUGAAGCAUCAUUUCUGAAGGAAAAGCAAGCGCUUAAAAUGGCAGCUGAACAUUUAGAGCUGAAACAGAGUUUAGCUCAAGCAAGGGAAGAAGAAAGGAUUUAUGAAGAAAUGAAGAAUGAAGAGUCAACCUUGGCACCUGUUCAUACAAAACGUCCUCCGAUUUGUACAAUACAAUCAGGUAACUCUGCUGGUUUGGAACCUACUUCGCAGCAACAACUUGUAAGUUCUUUAGGCGUUACAGAUUAUCAACAGCCUUUACAAGCUAGUCCUCUUAGUGCAUUUACGGUACCUCAGAAGGGACCCAUUUACACAACACCGAUAAAUACUGGUGCAUCACAGAGUAAGGAAGAGACUACGGCCUACGCAGCAAAACCCCAUGAACACCCCUCGAGUGUACAUUCUUCAUCAUACCCAUCUUUAGCAACGACUCCUGCUGUUACGUAUACUGCUCCUGAUCAGGUAUGAUGUCUGCCACCAUCACCCCCACAAGGUUGUUCAACAAGUUUGUCAGUCAAAGACAAUACUUUCCAAGACAUUGUGGAAAUUCAACGAAAACAAACUGAGUUGUCUCAGACUAUUGUCAACCAGCAAGCAAGGAGUCUUUUGCCCUUGAAAGAGCCUCCUAUGUUUUAUGGUGAUGCUAUGGAGUAUCCAUUAUUCAUGACUGCCUUUGAGUCAUUAAUCGAAUCAAAGGUUGAAGAUUCCCAUGAGAGAUUAUAUUUUCUGGGUCAAUACACGUCAGGUAAAGCAAAGGAAAUUAUAAACGGUUGUCUACAAAGGAAAAUGGAAGGAUCCUAUGAAGAAGCUAAGAGACUUUUAAAGAGACAAUUCGGUGAUCCAUUCAAGAUAGCUAAUGCCCACAUCACGAAAUUGUCUUCUUGGCCACCAAUCAGACCAAACGAUGGUUUAGCCCUCCAAGAUUUCUCUAUUGCCCUGGAUCAAGCUAAAUCUGCUAUGAAAGGCAUGUCUCAUAUGGAUGAUUUAAACACUGCUCAUGUACUGCGUCAACUGUGGGAAAAGUUACCUAAGUACCUGCGAACCAAAUGGACUGAAAGGAACAAUAGGACAAAAAGUGCAAAGGGAAGAAUAGCCGACUUCGAAGAGUUCUCUCAAUUCGUGCGUGAACAAGCUGAUCUUGCCACAGAUCCUGUGUUUUCAGAGCAAUAUGUUAGCAAGCCAAACCAUGAAGAAAAAGACAGAGGCACUCAUCUUAAGUUUCCAAGAAAGCCGCUAAAAAGGGGAAAAGGGACAAACCUUGCUACUGGUGUAAAUCAGGAAGAUAGCAAUUAACAGACUGUUGUAUGCUCUUUAUGCAAGAAGCCUCAUAACUUAAACGAGUGUGAACAGUUUUUGAAGAAAUCUCUCAGUGACCGUCGAGACUUUGUAGUAGAGACGAAACUGUGCUUCGGCUGCUUUAGCGACCAGCACAUUGCAAAGCAUUGCAAGGAAAGGCAGACGUGCAAGACGUGCAACAAGCAGCAUCCAAUGUCACUACACAACCCUGAUGGAAUUAAGAAAUCGAACGACAAAGGUGACAAGAACCAACCUCAAGAUAGACCUCGACGUAGUAGCAAUCACACUGCCAUCUGCAACAUAACUGAAGCUGGAGAUGUGCCGAUUAACAUGGGUAUAUUGCUAGUCUGGUUGUUUCAUAAGAGUAAUCCAGCGAAGAAAAUACGAGUUUAUGCUUUACUGGACAAUGCCAGCAGUGGAACGUUUGUGAAUGAGAGCGCAGCUAAGGCUCUUGGGGUUAAAGGAAGUAGCACUGACCUCACUCUUACUACAAUCCAUGGAACACACAGCGUAACGUCGAAGGCCAUUGAAGGAUUAGUCGUAGCUAAUGUCAAGGACGAGAGUGCAAGGUUAGAGUUGCCCAGAACUUUCACGCGAAACAUCAUUUCAGCGGACCGCAGUGAAAUACCACGACCUGAUGUAAUCAUUAGGAUGUUCCAUUUGAAGGAUGUUAGUGUCGAACUUUCCCCCUACAUGGAAGAUGUUGAAGUGGGUCUUCUUAUCGGAUUGAACUGUCCAAGUGCCCUACGACCAAGAGAAAUUGUUUACGGUGGAGAAUCAGAUCCAUAUGCUGUACGGUCGCUGCUCGGAUGGUACAUAAACGGUCCUCUCUAUACUCCCUGUCAGAGUAGCAUCUUAACGUGCAACAGAAUUCAUCUUAAUCAGCAAGACACCUCAUCCCCGCGAGGAUAUGUAGUCUCUCAAAGGACGGUUAAGGAACAGAUAACCCCGCAGGCAGUUGAACGAAUUUUUGAACUUGACUUCUUCGAAAAGGAAAAGGGAAUAUCAAUGUCGCGCGAAGACAUCAAGUUCUACGAGAGUGUGGAAACUGGUAUCGUUCAUCUCGAGGACUUGCACUAUGAAAUGCCCCUCCCUUUCAAACAUAAGAACACUCAGCUCCCAAACAACUACGCUCAAGCUGAGAAGCGCCUGAACAGCCUCAAGAAACGUCUAAUGUCUGAUGACAAGUAUUACACGGAUUACUGCAGUUUUAUGUCUGAUAUCAUUUCGAAAGGGUACGCUCGGAAGGUGGAUGACGAUCUUAAAGAUCAGUCAGGCAGAACCUGGUACCUGCCGCAUCACGGAAUUUAUCACCCGCAAAAGCCAACGAAAAUACGCGUGGUGUUUGAUUGCUCGGCCUCAUUCGAAGGACACUCCUUGAAUGACUUAAAUUGCUCCAGGGACCAGAUCUCAGCAGUAACUUAGUCGGUGUUCUUACCAGGUUCCGGCAAGAAAAGUAUGCUUCUAUGGCAGACAUUGAAAAAAAGUUCUUUCAGGUAAGAGUAAGGAAGGAAGAUCAAAGUUUUCUCAGGUUUCUAUGGUGGCCAAACGGAGAUUUACAGAAGGAGGCCGAAGAGUAUUGCAUGACAGUGCAUUUGCUCGGUUCAGUAUCAUCCCCUGCAUGCACUAAUUAUGCACUUAAACGCACUGCUGACGACAACGAAGAUGAAUACGGGUCAGAAGCAGCCAACACCCUUAGAAGGAACUUUUAUGUGGACGACGUUCUCAAAUCGGCAAGCACAGAAGAUGAGACUAUUAAGCUAGCAAAGGAUACCAAAGCAGUUUGCCAAAAUGGUGGAUUUAACUUAACCAAGUUUGUGGGAAACACAGAGCGUAUCAUCAGCUCAAUCCCUCAAGAACACAGAGCAGAACAGGUGAAGAACCUCACACUUGGCCAGGACAAGUUACCCAUAGAAAGAGCGUUAGGAGUUAUUUGGUGUAUUGAGUCAGACACGUUCAACUUCAGGAUUGAACUUAAGGAUAAACCUUGCACGCGGAGAGGCAUCUUAUCGACCAUCAGCUUGAUUUAUGAUACCUUGGGUUUCAUCGCUCCUGUAGUACUGGUCGGAAAGAAAAUUUUGCAGGACAUCUGUCACUCUAAUAGCUGGGAUGAGCCAGUCGACGAUGCCACCCGCAGCAGAUGGGAAAGAUGGCGAAAUGAGCUGUACCUACUUGAAAGUUUCAAAGUACCAAGAAGCUUUAAGCCCUCGGAGUUUGGAAAGAUUGUGUCCGCGCAACUCCACUGUAUGUCUGACGCUUCGACGUGUGGUUACCGUCAAUGCUCGUAUUUAAGGCUCGAAGACGAACACGGCAAAGUACAUGUCUCUUUUGUUAUGGGAAAGGCGCGAGUGACGCCAAAAAAGACCGUCAGCAUCCCAAGGUUAGAGUUAGCUGCAGCCUCAGUCUCUGUCAAGAUUGGUGAUGUUCUAAAGGAUGAGCCAGAGUAUGAGAACAUUGAGGAUCACUUUUGGACGGACAGUAAAGUCGUCCUAGACUUUAUAAGUAACGAAUCCAGUCGGUUUCAUGUCUAUGUUGCCAACCGGGUUCAACUCAUUCAUGAUCACACCACCCCCUCACAGUGGCAUUACGUCGAAACCACUUCAAAUACUGCAGACGAAGGUUCAAGGGGUAUGUCACCUAAAGACUUUGUUGAGAAAUCACAAUGGAUUCAAGGCCCUGACUUCCUUAGAAAACCUACAAGCAGUUGGCUGAACGAAAAGUCAUACAAAGACACUGUGAACCCAGAUUACCCCGAAGUGAAGACCACUAAGGUUAACACAUGUGUAUUGAAAGAGAGUGACGUCAUAGUUGAGAGACUUCUCAGGUUCUCAAGCUGGCACAAAGCGAAGGUAGCUGUCGCACUAUGCCUAAAGUACAAGAGGAAGCUCAGAGAAAAGGUCAUGUCUAAAGGGAAGGAGUCCAGUGCUGGAUCACCAGAACAAAGGUAUAUCAGUAACACCCCUGCAGGUGCAGAACUUAACGUUGCCAACUUACAGGAAGCAGAAGGGGAGAUCAUAAAACAAGUACAAAGACAAGCAUUUCCAUCGGAAAUAAGAAGUCUCCAAAUCGUUCAAGCGAACGCUAAGUACGGUAGCCGGGAAGUAGAAAAGGAGAAGAAGGCUGUGCUGAAGAAAACCAGUACGCUUCGCACGUUAGACCCCUUCCGAGACAGUGAUGGUGUCAUGAGAGUUGGCGGGCGAAUACGGAAGGCGACACUAUCGGAGUCACUCAAAAACCCUGUCAUCUUACCAAAGUCAAGCCACAUUACUGCACUGGUUAUCAGCUACGCGCACGAAAGAACACACCAUAGCGGAAGAGGAAUUACGUUGAAUGAACUUCGUGCUAGUGGCUUUUGGAUCGUCCGUGAAAUUCGAUAGUCAGGCAGUUUAUUUCCAAAUGCGUAACAUGUCGUUACCUUUGAGGUACCGUGGGAGAGCAGAAGAUGGCUGACUUGCCGCGCGUGGAGCCAGCACCACCUUUCACCUACUGCGGAGUCGAUUUCUUUGGCACUUGGCACGUACAACGAGGAAGGUCUGUCGUCAAGAGAUACGGAGCAUUGUUUACUUGUUUUGCAAGUAGGGCUGUACACAUAGAAGUUGCAGACUCCUUAGAAACUGAUUCCUUUAUUCAAGCAUUGAGACGGUUCAUCUGUAGAAGAGGACCAGUCAGAGAAAUUCGUUGUGACAGAGGAACGAAUUUUAUUGGUACGGAAGCGGAACUCAAGAAAGCUGUUGACGAGAUAGACGACCAAAAGGUCAAAGCAGAACUCCUUAAAGCCAAGAUCGAUUGGAUUAAGAAUCCUGCAUCCGCGAGUAACUUUGGAGGCGUGUGGGAAAGGCAAAUCAGGUCAAUCAGAAACGUCAUGAGUGGUCUUAUUAGAGAGCAUGGUAAUCGUCUUGACGAAGAAUCGCUGAGAACAUUCCUUUGCGAAGCAGAAUCUACAAUCAAUAACAGGCCUUUGACGGUAGAGACACUCAGCGAUCCUCUUUCAGAGCCACCAUUGUCGCCAAGUAUGCUGCUGAAAGGAAAGACAAGGCUCGUACUACCUCCACCAGGAGAAUUUAAGAGAGAAGACUUCUACUGUCGAAGGAAAUGGAGACGCACGCAGCACCUAGCACAAGAGUUGUGGUCAAGGUGGAGCAAAGAGUACCUGCAACAGUUACAAGCAAGAAUCAAGUGGACUCGGCCAAAAAGAAAUUUCAAGGUUGGAGAUGUGGAAUUACUGAAGGAAAACCAGUCUCCGAGAAACAGAUGGCCUUUGGGUAAGGUCGUAGCCACGCAUCCUGAUGAUCAAGAUCGAGUCCGAUCGGUGACAGUGCUGAAAGGCAAUGGCUCCAAGUUGGAAAGGCCUGUUAACAAGCUCGUCUUACUUUUGGAGGCGUAAUGUUUAGAGACCGGGAUUCCCCGACGAGGAGCCCGAGCUUUUUAUGAACGCUUUCUCUAGGAAAUAAGUUUUAGGACUGUUAUGGACAUAGUUAAAGUUGUUGUUAAAAUGUAAGGCAAGGCUUACAUUUUGGGGAGCCAUGUAGCUGCUGGUAUCCUGACCAGCGGGCUUACCCCCUUGUUUAUGAGGAGCAUGCGCACGGGGCCUCGGCAUUGGCGGGCACGAGGCCACCGUGAAAUAAUCUGAAGUUUUCACUAAGGUUUUCUUCAAGUUUCCCAAGUGUUUUGUAAGUCGUUUGUUUCAGUUUUUCUUUGUCGUGCUACGGAUUUUUAAAGCUUUCUAACGGAUGUUUGUGAUGAUACUUGUGAGUUGAUUCAGCCUGGUGUAUGAUUAAACGUUUUGUUGUUAUGCUCAUCGCCACGGCUAUCAUGUGCCGCCAGUCACAGCCACAAAUACCACAAGUAAUAUUUUGAAAUUGUUAUACGUAAUUUCACAAGCCGUUAGGCGAGUGAAAUUUGAGACAAUUUUGGUAUUUACGCCAAAUAUCGCAUACAAAUCAUUCUAUUAUUUGUUUAUACUACUACCCGCAAAAGUUUAAAUUUUUAAUUUUCACAUGAAGGUAUUUCAAAUUAAACUGAAAUACCACUGCUCUGAACCAAUCAAAGUGCAGAAAUUUCUCAUGUAGUAGUAGAAAAUCUACAUGUACAUUGUAGCAACAGGGGUCUUUUUUGCAUGAGCAUGCGCGACCGCUGAACAAGCGAUGUGAAUGGAGGCUCACCACAGGGUUUGCCUUCAUCAAAAUGGCGCGUCUCAAAGCUAUCAUAGCGAUUAUUUUGCUCCUUGGUCUUGGUGAAUGUGCUUGUGAUUUAACAAAAUGUGUAGUUUGCAAAAAAAACUCUAACAUGGUCCUAACAAAAGCGAAGUAGACCAGCUUUAACAUACACGAGCUACUAUCAAAUUUCAUCUCCUCACUUGACCUGGACAACAGCGCGCGUAUAUGUAGUGCCCGGAGGAUUUGCGCUGACCUCAUCAAAGUCUAAACAAAGUGCAGAAACGUUUGUUGAUGCAAGUAAACACUUUUCAUUUUCUUUGUUUUGAGAUGGGAAAGGAAGAGAAAUAUUAAAAAAAAACCUAGCAAAUUUCAGCGAGUGAGUUCGAAGUGCGCGAAAGCCGAUGUUCAGCUCAGCAGUGAAUUAAUAUAUGUUCUACAAUUUUCCCAGCACUUUAAAGCUACAAAAUUAAGAGCACACGAGACGUAGAUUAGUCACCUGGUGAGAUGUUGGUGGUAGUCACUCUGUAUGUCUCGAACAAUAAAAAAAUGAAUAUCAAUGAGACACAGUCAAAACUGCAUUCAAUAGGACCGAAAUUAAAGUCCAAUCUUGUGACCGAUAUUGAUGAAACAAACGGUUAGGUUUCCCAGGAAGUACAGUAAACAAAAGCAAACUCCUGUAAAAGAUGCGUUACAAUGUUAGUCCACGCAAAAACAAGAAUUUCUACAAUUUUCCUGUAAAAUACUUAAGGCAAUUACUAUUCCAACUGAAAACGGCGUGGUAGUCGCCCGCUGAUCGUUAUUAAUCCACUACCAAAAUAUGACUAAAUCAGCUAUUAACAAAUUAUUGACAGAAAUCCUCUACGGCAUCGAGAAACUGAUUUACAUCCGAUUUAUGGACAAACACUAAAUAAAGAACAUUUUGCUUAAUGGCUACGCAUCAGCAAUGCAUUCUAUACCAAACUUUGCGGUUCUUAAAGGGGAAUCAAGACACGAGUCGAGCGCCAAACAACAACAAGCAGCCAUGUUCGUGUCAGACAUCCUUGAGAAACUUGCUCUUUCACCUCGUUCAGCGCACCAGUCUCCACUUUAAAUCAACAGAUCUUUACUUAUUUUGUACAACGAAGCUCUUUCCUAAGUUCCUGCUACCAUAUUAAUCUCAAGCAAGCUUUCAAAGUGAACAAUUUGGUUCCUAUGACUAUGCAGCACGGUCGCUGUUACUGCUCUUUGACAAGUCAGCGGUCGCGCAUGCUCAUGCAAAAAAGACCCUUGUUCAUUGUAGCACUGAUCAGAAUUCCCUUGACAAUAAUUUUUUCCCGGAAGCAUCUUAAAUGUCAAACAUGGUUGCCACAGGGCAGGAAAUGGUCAGGGAAAAAAUUUCUUCAAGGUCAGGGGAAAGUCAGGGAAUUUCACUUCAAGUCAGAGAAAUUUUAAUUCUUUGAAAGCAGACAGGGAAAAGUGAAGGUUUAAGAGUACAUUUUGUACAUUUUAUGGACAUGAAUCAUGUUAUAUUGUUCAUGAAAUUGAAGAACAAGCUGAUGUUGGGUUUUCAAGAAAAUCGAUCCUUUUUUCACUUAAUGUUAAGAAACUAUCAAUAUUUAUUCAUGUACACGUGUACAUGUGUCUUGCUGAAAGCAUAAAUUGAUAUUAAAAUGGCUGUAGGGGAUCAGGCUGUGAGAAAUGCAUUGAGUACAUUAUCAGGACUGGUUUGUGCAGUAGUUAAUCCAAUGGGUCAAGGAAAUUUUACAUUUAGGAAAACGUCAAGGAAAAUCAGGGAAUUUCAGAAACCUCUGGUUGUGGCAACCCUGUCAAAUGUUCUCUGUGGUCAACUUUGUUGCUUUGUACGGCAUUCAGUUAGUAAUGACUUGAGAUGAAUUUAAGAGAAAAUUCCAAGGAUUAAUCGCAAUGCAAAUGAGGCUUGGAAGUGAAAAAAUAAAAUUAUCAUCUCAGAGCAGAAGGAUUUACUGUACACGAGUCUAUUUGGCAAACAUGGGUGUUUCUGGUGAGUGCUAAAUGUAAAAGUUACAACUGUAACUUCAUUUAAAAGACAUCCAAAUUAUUAAGAAGGUGCUAUUGAGGCCAGUACCAUAGGCAUCUACUUGAUAGUACAUAUCAAGUGUGCACUUUUCUUUUAAGGGAGUAUAAUUGAAUUAAGGGUUGAUAUAGAGCCUUCAAAGGCAAAAUUACUCCAUGUUUCUGACCUGUUUUCACUAAUAGAGGUAGUGUUCCUGGCUAAGCAAAGUAAUAUACUGUAAAUUAAAAAAAGUACAAAAUGAAAAUACAGUAUAUAUAGAAAAAUAAUUGAGGCAAAGUAAAUUAAUGUUUUAAUUUUAAGGCGAUAAUAGUGGACUACUUGGUAAACAAUAAACAACAACAACAAUAAACAAACAAAAAAAAUCGCUGGCCUUGAAAGGCAGUAGUUAAGGCACUUUCUAGUCAGUGAAAAAGAAAUACAGGAGGAAAAGCAAAGUAAACUUUCCUUAUUGCAAUUCAAAACCUAUGUUUGCUUUUCUUUCUGCUUUUCUUCUGUUCUUUUGUUGGGAAAAGUGAAAUUUUCUAUCUUUAUGGCUCAGCCGGUAAGAUUUGAAAAAAAGUUGUGGAUGUUGAACAAAGGCUAAUUAUAGACAUCUACUGCUUCUUAAGGAAUUAUUCAUGAGUUUACAAUUGAUAGUUUUGAUCGGCUGAACUUCCCGUGGGGGGGGGAGGCUCCCCUCAAAAGGGGCACCAUUUUUUAGGCUUCAGUAGAGGCGUAGCCAGCCCAUAGACCUGUAGGCCCACCUAGUGUAAUAAUUGUUGUUGGGGUGAGUUAAAAUGCUUACGACCUUAAAGUGUUGGUGAGCUAAGUGCGUACUAGUCAUGCGUGCAGGUUUCAGGAUAUGUGGAAAUGAAAGUCAGCCAGGCCCACAACAAGUCAAAAAGCUGGCUACACCCCUGUUCUGGUACAGUGCAUAAGAAAAGGUAGGAAUUUCAAGUAUACGAAAAAGAAGGGAAAUCGGUGAUUUUGGUCUCGCUGUAACUAAGGACCAAAAGAGCUGACAUAUGCAUUAUUUUUAUGGCUGUGAAAUAGUUCAGAAAAUGUUCUGGCUUAGUCGUUUAUUCAUAUGAAAAGACAGUGAAUUUACAUCAGCUACAAGGGUUGCAAAGUUCUAAUCUAGGUGUGUGAAAGGGGUACCAUUUGUCAAUAGAAGGUAUACGAAAGGGGGACCUUUUCUGUAAAAAAUGGUAUAUAAUGUAAAUGGGUAAGGGAUUGGACCUUCAGGCAAAUCCUCCCCAUAUAUGACUUUGUAAAAAAAAAUUAAAGCUGAGAAAAAUUUUGCCUCUUUUCAACUUUGUAGAUGCCAUGCAGUCAAUGUGUCUGACAAUGCAGCUUACUUUUACAAUAAAAUCAAUGAAGACCUUAGGAGAGGGGGAAUUGAUGUCAAAGCAGAAGAUAUUAUAGAUAUUGUUGAUGGAUACAAAGGGGGAGGAUAUGGUGUGUCAACUCAACAUGAACUAGGUGGGUAGGACUGGGUGAAUUGAUGUCAAAGCGGAAGAUAUUUUAGAUAUUAUUGAUGGCUACAAAGGGGGAGAUUAUGGUGUGUCAACUCAACAUGAACUAGGUGCACGCUUGUUAGGACUGGCUAAAUUGUUUUUCAAGCAGAAGGCGAUAUUAUUGACGGAUGCAAAAGGAGUGUGAGUAGGUGCAUUCAACUGCUCACGGGAUUGGUUGGGAAAACAAUGAAUAAACAAAGUUAAGAAUAGACCUUAGCCCCGAAACAAGAGAGCUGCGACAUCGAGGUACAACGAAAUUUAAUGUUCAAUCGAUAUGAGGCAGGUGGGUAGUCUGGUGGUCAAACAGAAGAAGUGUUUGAAAGGGGGAUCCAUUUGUGCACACUGUUAAAGUUGCUUGGUAUAACAUUAUAAAAUAAUGCACAUUGGGCUGUACCUGCAACUCCCAAAGCAUCCCCCACUAUCCCCGACUCUUCUCAUAGGUUUGCCACUGAGUUUAAUUCGAAAACAAACGAAAUUUAAUGUUCAAUCGAUAUGAGGCAGCUGGGUAGUCUGGUGGUCAAACAAAACAAGUGUUUGAAAGAGGGAUCCAUUUGUGCACACUGUUAAAGUUGCUUGGUAUAGCAUUAUAAAACAAUGCACAUUGGAUCGUACCUGCAACUCCCAAAGCAUCCCCCACUAUCCCCGACUCUUCUCAUAGGUUUGCCACUGAGUUUAAUUCGAAAACAUGGGCAAUCUUUCUGGCUCCUUCAAUUCACAUGGCACACAAAUUACAAUACGACUGCUUCCAGCUAAGCCUUUGGCAAUAUUACCCUUUGACGUCAUAUAUUCUGUCAUGUUACCAACUUCAAAGACUUUGAGGGGAAGGGGAAGGGAUUAAAUGCUCAGAACUGAGUCACUAGUAAAAUAGCAAUUGACUGAGUCGUUUGGUGUGACGCAACAAAAGGUGUGCAUUGUAUUUUGUUAUCAAAUUGCAGAGAAUAUUAUUGAGAUUUCAAGAACAACUGGAAUAUUGGUAGAUCCAGUGUACAAUAUAAAGGCAAUUAGGGGAAUGUUAUCAGAGAUGAAGAAUAAUCCUGGCAGAUUCAAAGGAAAAAGAGUACUUUACAUCCAUACAGGUACGAGAUUUCAUCACUAUCUUCCUCAGUCUGACUUGAGGUUUAAUUUAGGCUUUCUGCCUUUGUUGAGAAGCAUGUUGUAAAUUCAAUAAUUCACACUCCCCUGUAAAUUUCCACGCGAAAUACAAAUAAUUUUCUCGUUGUCAUACUGUCGAUAGGUAUACCCCGGGAGGUAGGGAGGUAUACCUAAUGCUAAUGUCACUAAUUGAGUACUGAAAACAAAAAUGCAUACUGUAUCCUUGCUUACACUGUACAUUGACCUAAGCGAUCUAUGACGGGACCCACCAAUCCGGAGAGUCCAUUGGAUACUAAUAAGUGCUGUUUUUAGAUUUCUUAUCUCGCGAUGUUAGCAGUGUUCACAAACGUGGGCAGUCCAACAUGGCAGUUGACCUCCGAGACUUAGUUUCCUUGAAUUGUUUCUCACAGCGUCCAAGGUUCUUCAACCAGUUAAACUCUCCUCGCCAAACACUCCGUCGACCUCAUUCGCCACAUCUCUGCUCUGAUUGGUUGAGAAUAUUUGGCGCGACAAAUUAAUCUAUAAAAUAGCCUGAAAAUCUACCACGCUGUGACCCAAGCCUUACGAUGUAUAUGACAGAUAUGCGCACCCGGGCGAUUGGCUCUUGCUAAUGAUGUCAUUUUUUUUCUUUUUUAGGUGGGGUGUUUGGUUUGUAUGAUGGCAGAAUGGAUUCACUAAUCACACAGUCUGAAGAAGGAACAAAGCAGGUUUUUUAUUGGGGAGAUAUCAAUGAUCCUUUACCGUGCUAA
Molecule: messenger RNA, 14871 nt
Organism: Porites lobata
Lineage: Eukaryota; Metazoa; Cnidaria; Anthozoa; Scleractinia; Poritidae
Source: the annotation of a GenBank genome assembly